Symbiodinium sp. CCMP2592 is the source of this 1251-nucleotide messenger RNA. The record is from the annotation of a GenBank genome assembly. Lineage: Eukaryota; Dinophyceae; Suessiales; Symbiodiniaceae.
AUGGUCUUCCUUGCGGCGGCAGCCUCGCAAGCACCGUCAUUGGCCACCUGGAUUGUGUGGGGCACCGGAGGACUUGCCGCCACUGUCCCUUUCUGCUUCAAGCACGUGCUCGGACAAGCUGAGGAGCCCCCGUUGAGGGCAAUCCGGGACCACGCGCGGAGUAGCUCAAAGCAGUACUGCUUUGAGGAGCUGUUCCCCACGGCGGAGGUGUUGCCUGCCCUCCUGCGAAGUGGCAGGCACACUGUGCAUGCAGACCUUCCUCACUUGCGCUUUGUGAAGGUGUUGGGUUCUGGCACGUAUGGCAUGGUGAGCAAGUACCACAGCUUGUCUGGGGAAGACGUGGCGGUAAAGACAAUGCAGAACUUUGCAUCAAACCGUGUUGCUGCCAGGCGCUGCCUUCGUGAGAUCAACAUCUUGAAAUCCUUGCAUCACAGCAACAUUGUGUUUUUGAAGGAGGUGGUGGCUCUGAAGGAACCGGCGACGGUGCAUCUGGUGAUGGAGCUGAUGGAUGCAACCUUGUUCAAUGUCAUCUACUCAGGGGAGGAGUUGAGAGAGGAGUAUGUCCAAUUCUGGAUCUAUGGUAUUUUGCUUGCCCUCCAGUACAUGCAUGGAAGCGAUGUCGUCCACCGCGACUUGAAGCCGCAGAACAUCUUGGUGAACAAAAAUUGCGACGUAAAGCUGUGCGAUUUUGGCCUGGCGAGGGGGCCUUGGCCAGACCAUGAGGGCUCGAAAGAGGAAGUGCGCACAGACUAUGUCGGCACACGCUGGUACAGGGCUCCAGAAGUCCUCCUGGAAGCCUUCACCCACACGUCUUCUGUAGAUAUCUGGAGCUUGGGCUGCGUCCUGGCGGAGUUGACGGGCCGACGUGUGCUCUUUCCAGGCAACAGCUCGGUGGAUCAAUUGAAACAGAUUCUUCGAGUGGUAGGAACGCCCAGACGGGAAGACUGCUUCGCACAACGUGUUUCGGACCUGUUCCAACAGCCUGGUUUCGUUUUCGAAAAGCAGCCUUGGGGCAAGUUGUUCCCCUUGGCAACAGAACAGAAUCGCAGUCUACUGGACGCCCUCUUGCAGUUCAAUCCGCAGCGGCGAAUCGCAGCGAGGGAUGCAUUGCAUCACGGGUUUGUGUCAGAGUACUUUGACGAAGCUGAUGUUGUGCAGCCACCUACGAUCUGCUGGGACUUCGACCGGCCUGGAGCGUUGAAAGAGCUUCUGGCACGCAUCGUGUCUUCCUCCACCCAGCAACGUGGUUGA